AUGAUGUUUGAUAGGUUGAAAAAAAUUGUAGAUCUGGUGACGCAGUUACAAGAGCUCGCUCCCAGCUAUGACUAUGAUGAAAACACGCCAGGAAACGGUUUCAGAUCCUUGGUAUGUAUCUGCGACACCACCGUACUACACAUUAUCUCUCUUCAAAAGACCGUCAGCGAACAGCGUGGUUCGUUCGUAUUUCGUCUCACCCAUUACUGCAAGGAGCUCGAAGCUUUUUCUAAGGUCAUAAGUUUCUUGAUGGAUUCAAUCCCUUUGUUCUCACCUUCUGUAAAUAGAAUAUUUCGUCUAAUUGGCAUAGUCCUUGCCUCAUAUAGCCUAUCCUGGGAGAAGGGGCAUGGACCUAUUGGUUCUAUAAUCAACACAGGCAGGUUCCUUCUCAGUCCAGAACAACGGGCUUCGCGUAUAAUUAAGGUUACUAAGGAAGCGGAUAUAGACUUCUGCAAGGGAUUUUGGAAUCUGGCAGAGCUGAGUAAUAAUGUGCCAAAGUGGUUCAGCCCGAACAUGGCAAUCAACGAGCUUCGAGAAAUCAACUGGGUAGGACCUAUUUCGCUAGAAACCACUAAGGGAGGAAAAGUUCGGAUACCAGAACCUUCUGCUCAUACCGGACCACGGCCUGUACAAAUACGCAUCCUCUCGCCAGUGCACAGGCCUCACAUGUCUCCCACAUAUACUUCUAAUCAACAACCAGCUUCCCCAUAUAUAGUCUUUCACUGUCACGGGGGUGGAUACGUGGCAACGUCUAGCAAAUCACACGAAACGUACUUGCGGAUGUGGGCAAAACUGCUUUGUUGUACAGUGGUGUCCGUUGAAUAUUCUUUGGCGCCAGCGAAUCCAUUCCCGCGACCAACUGAAGAGGUGCUAUUCGCAUACGCAUGGAUUGUGAACAAUCCACAGUUAGUUGGUUGGACUGGAGAAAAAAUGUGUAUGGUUGGCGAUUCAGCUGGAGGUAAUCUAAUCAUGUCUGUUAAUCUACGGCUAAUAGAGUUGGAUGUAAAAAAGAAACCAGACGGCAUUGUUAACUCUGAUCCAGUCCACAUUCAUCUUUCCUCUACGAUUUUUGAUAACCAGUUGCUGAAUUACCUCAUUAAGCAUCCGACAACUAAAGACUCUCUCACUGUUGUGGACGAGAACGGCGAAGUGAUCGAAGAAGGUGACGAUGCACUUCUUGCAAAUCCUUCCGUCCAAGAUGAGAAGGAGAAAAAACGACCGGGCAUUUUAAAUAUGAUAAGUGGAAAUGCUGCGAGCACUGCUCCGAAUACGCCUUGUGAAGGCAACAAGGGCAUUCCGAGUAGUUCAUCUUCAAACAACUUCCAGCAUCAGUCAAUUCAGGUAUUGCUGGCGAGGGUUAAGGGGGGGGGGAGGAGAAUGAACUAUCUUGAAUCGUUUCAACUGAUGUUAACAUUUCAGGUUCACAAGCGAUCGCUGUCGCAAAGCUUGGCCGAUACAGCCAUAGAGGAGCCCUGCGAACGGAAGUCGCAUAUAAUAGAACUGUUGAAUAGAAGCGCUGUUCCCCGCGAUCCGCUCAUUUCGCCAAUGUAUGCUUCUGAUGAUAUCAUCCGCCAGCUGCCUCCUGUUUAUUUCGUUGUGAGUUUUCAGGACUAUCUCAGAAAUCUGAAUGCCUUUGCAUGUAUUGAAUUGUGA
Strongylus vulgaris is the source of this 1653-nucleotide messenger RNA. NCBI's taxonomy places the organism in Eukaryota, Metazoa, Nematoda, Chromadorea, Rhabditida, Strongylidae. The record is from the annotation of a GenBank genome assembly.